UGGCCUUUCUGCUGAAUUAAAAGUCGAGAAUUAAUCGAUAGCGCAUUGUACAAAGCAGCUUUACAGGUGUUGGGAAACUUGGAAUCAAACCUGAAAGUGGAAACGCAACCAACGCUCUAAUCCAAUGCUCUGGAAUUUGAUGGAGAAGAGCCAGCGACACUCCCUUCAUGUUUUUACAUAGCUUAAUUCAACUAAAUAACUGAUGGCAUCUAUUUCUCUGUUGUAUUCGUCACAAAUUUGAAAAAAUUUUCAGCAGAAUGAUGGAUUUUAAAUUGUGCAUUCCAAUUAUGUGGAUUAUUAAUUCCAUCAUUUUUGGAUUAUUAAGUCAAGUUCAAGCCUAUGGUGUUUUUCAGCAAGAAAGACAAGAGGUUCGGCUUGAAGAUAUCGUGAAAGAAGGCUAUGAUUCUUUCCAGACACCACCGAAUAAGGGGCAAGCUACAGAUGUUUGUGUUCAGAUCGAUUUCCUGAAUAUACGUUCCGUUGACGUAGUUAAAAUGUCUUAUAUAGCGGAUAUAUUUAUGUACACGACGUGGCAAGACCUGAGAUUGGUCUAUCCGGCAAACAAAACUUUUGACAAGAUAUCCUUACAACCGGAGUGGAGGAAAAGCAUUUGGACGCCUGAUGUGUUCUUCUACAACGCGAUUGAAGGCAAAGUUAUGGAAGCUGUCAUUCCAUAUGUUUUUCUCUGGUUGAAAAAUGAUUCAACAGUAAUAUUUGGUGCCAGGUUGUCUCUGGAACUGAGCUGUGACAUGACUCUUGGUCGUUUUCCUCACGACACGCAGACAUGCGACUUAAUCAUAAAAAGUCUGACACAUACCAUUUCCGAUAUGAAUCUCCAUUGGAAUCCAGUGGAUUCUUUAACAUUAGGAGAUUACAUCAUAUUGCCUCAAUUUGAUUUCUCGACACCUGCACCUGCACUUUGUCCAAAGCAUCAUCUUACAGGAAAGCAUGGUGAAUUCGCCUGUCUCAGAGGUGAGAUUAAUCUCAAAAGACGAUAUGGUUAUUACGUAAUGAACAUUUACAUUCCAAGUAUUCUGAUUGUUUUUAUGUCCAUGCUGACCUUCUGGAUGCCAGUGGAUGCUGUACCAGGAAGAGUGACUCUAGGAGUUACAUCUCUACUUACCAUGAUCACUAAACAGUACCAAGCUGCUCUCCCAAGUGUAUCAUAUGUAGUUGCACUGAAUGUGUUUCUAUCCGUGUGCAUUGCCUUUGUGUUCUGCAGCUUGCUUGAAUAUGCUUUAGUUAUAGCUUUAAGAAGUCAUCAAAGUAGAGUUAUUCCAGAAGCUAAUAAGGGUAGAGGAACAAAUUCAGAUGCUUCACCAGUUUGUUGGGACAGGUUAUGUUCUUACUUUGAAAAUACAGAUGUCAUUCAAAUUGAUAGAUAUUGUAGGAUUCUAUUUCCGUCACUUUAUAUUCUAACUUUGAUCAGUUAUAUAUCAUUUAUAAUGUUUGGUUGAAUCUAGUAUUAUUAAUUGUAAAAAUUAAAAUUUGUUCAAAAUGUCAGAAAUGUCAUAUCUUUUUUUUUAAUAUUUCAAAUGUAAUAUUUCCAAAUAUUUUCAA
Molecule: messenger RNA, 1560 nt
Organism: Argiope bruennichi
Lineage: Eukaryota; Metazoa; Arthropoda; Arachnida; Araneae; Araneidae
Product: glycine receptor subunit alpha-2-like
Exons: 8
Coding region: 258-1457 (399 amino acids)
Biological process (GO): regulation of membrane potential; nervous system process; signal transduction
Cellular component (GO): membrane; synapse; neuron projection
Molecular function (GO): neurotransmitter receptor activity; chloride channel activity; transmembrane signaling receptor activity
Source: RefSeq, a predicted model, not a curated record